AUGAGAUUUGCAAAUUACAAGUUUUCAGGAAAUCAGUCCAAUAUCGAUGAAUUUAUCCUGUUGGGAUUCACCAAUUUUAACAACAAGAUUCAGUUAUUUCUUUUGACCCUUUUCCUUUUUAUUUACAUAUUUACAAUUCUGGGUAACUUCACAAUCAUCACCGUGGCAACUCUGGAUUCCCUUCUUCACACACCAAUGUACUAUUUUCUCCGCAACCUCUCUUUCCUUGAAAUGUGCUACGUUACAGUUACCCUUCCCAAAUUGCUCCACACCUUUGUGGCCAAGAGGAAGACAAUUUCUUUCUAUAGUUGCUGUACACAGAUGUAUUGUUUCUUCACCCUUGGUGUCACAGAGUGUUUUAUUCUCGCUGUCAUGGCAUAUGACCGUUUUGUAGCCAUCUGCAACCCCUUGAGAUACUUUACAGUAAUGAACAAAGCUACAUGUUUCAAAAUGGCCGCGGUGUCUUGGGUUUCUGGUAACCUUAUCUCCCUUGGACAGACGGCCUCUAUCUUUUCCCUUCCAUACUGUGGUCCUAAUCUAAUAAACCACUUCUUCUGUGACAUCCCUCCAUUGCUGAAAUUGGCCUGCACUGAUGUUUCUGCUAAUCAGAUUGCUGUUUCUGUCACUGGUUUUCUUGUCCUCCCAUUGCCAUUUGCAUUGGUACUUUACUCCUAUGGGCGCAUCAUUGCUGCUAUUAUACGCAUUAGCACCAAUAAAGAGCGAAAGAAGGUCUUCUCUACUUGUGCCUCACACUUUAUCUCUGUCACAUUAUUCUUCGGAACUGGAGCUUUUACAUAUGUACGGGUGAGGACUAGCGAUAAUCCAGAUAAUGACAAGCUGCUGUCUCUCCUCUAUAGUGUGGUAACCCCACUUCUAAAUCCACUUAUUUAUAGUUUAAGGAAUCAGGAAGUUAAAGGAGGACUUAAAAAACUCUUGCAUCAAAAAGUAGGGAUCAAGGAAAUGAAAACAUCUGGAAAUGUAAUCUCUAGUGAUGAUAUGAAAUGA
Hyla sarda is the source of this 1005-nucleotide messenger RNA. Its product is annotated as olfactory receptor 10A7-like. Gene Ontology annotation, molecular function: G protein-coupled receptor activity; olfactory receptor activity. The transcript has a single exon. Gene Ontology annotation, cellular component: membrane. The record is from RefSeq and is a predicted model, not a curated record. NCBI's taxonomy places the organism in Eukaryota, Metazoa, Chordata, Amphibia, Anura, Hylidae. The coding region runs from base 1 to 1005 and encodes 334 amino acids. Gene Ontology annotation, biological process: G protein-coupled receptor signaling pathway.